UGUUGCGGAGUGAUUAGUGGGUUUGAAAAGCGAACCGUGGCUCGGCCUCAUUUCCCGCUCUGGUUCAGGCGCAGGAGGAAGUGUUUUGCUGGAGGAUGAUGACAGAGGUCAGGCUUCGCUAAUGGGCCAGUGAGGAGCGGUGGAGGCGAGGCCGGGCGCCGGCACACACACAUUAACACACUUGAGCCAUCACCAAUCAGCAUAGGUGUGCUGGCUGCAGCCACUUCCCUCACCCACACUCUUUAUCUCUCACUCUCCAGCCGCUGACAGCCCAUUUUAUUGUCAAUCUCUGUCUCCUUCCCAGGAAUCUGAGAAUUGCUCUCACACACCAACCCAGCAACAUCCGUGGAGAAAACUCUCUCUCACCAGCAACUCCUUUAAAACACCGUCAUUUCAAACCAUUGUGGUCUUUAAGCAACAACAGCAGCACAAAAAACCCCAACCAAACAAAACUCUUGACAGAAGCUGUGACAACCAGAGAGGAUGCCUCAUAAAGGGGGAAGACUUUAACUAGGGGCGCGCAGAUGUGUGAGGCCUUUUAUUGUGAGAGUGGACAGACAUCCGAGAUUUCAGAGCCCCAUAUUCGAGCCCCGUGGAAUCCCGCGGCCCCCAGCCAGAGCCAGCAUGCAGAACAGUCACAGCGGAGUGAAUCAGCUCGGUGGUGUCUUUGUCAACGGGCGGCCACUGCCGGACUCCACCCGGCAGAAGAUUGUAGAGCUAGCUCACAGCGGGGCCAGGCCGUGCGACAUUUCCCGAAUUCUGCAGACCCAUGCAGAUGCAAAAGUCCAAGUGCUGGACAAUCAAAACGUGUCCAACGGAUGUGUGAGUAAAAUUCUGGGCAGGUAUUACGAGACUGGCUCCAUCAGACCCAGGGCAAUCGGUGGUAGUAAACCGAGAGUAGCGACUCCAGAAGUUGUAAGCAAAAUAGCCCAGUAUAAGCGGGAGUGCCCGUCCAUCUUUGCUUGGGAAAUCCGAGACAGAUUACUGUCCGAGGGGGUCUGUACCAACGAUAACAUACCAAGUGUGUCAUCAAUAAACAGAGUUCUUCGCAACCUGGCUAGCGAAAAGCAACAGAUGGGCGCAGACGGCAUGUAUGAUAAACUAAGGAUGUUGAACGGGCAGACCGGAAGCUGGGGCACCCGCCCUGGUUGGUAUCCGGGGACUUCGGUGCCAGGGCAACCUACGCAAGAUGGCUGCCAGCAACAGGAAGGAGGGGGAGAGAAUACCAACUCCAUCAGCUCCAACGGAGAAGAUUCAGAUGAGGCUCAAAUGCGACUUCAGCUGAAGCGGAAGCUGCAAAGAAAUAGAACAUCCUUUACCCAAGAGCAAAUUGAGGCCCUGGAGAAAGAGUUUGAGAGAACCCAUUAUCCAGAUGUGUUUGCCCGAGAAAGACUAGCAGCCAAAAUAGAUCUACCUGAAGCAAGAAUACAGGUAUGGUUUUCUAAUCGAAGGGCCAAAUGGAGAAGAGAAGAAAAACUGAGGAAUCAGAGAAGACAGGCCAGCAACACACCUAGUCAUAUUCCUAUCAGCAGUAGUUUCAGCACCAGUGUCUACCAACCAAUUCCACAACCCACCACACCUGUUUCCUCCUUCACAUCUGGCUCCAUGUUGGGCCGAACAGACACAGCCCUCACAAACACCUACAGCGCUCUGCCGCCUAUGCCCAGCUUCACCAUGGCAAAUAACCUGCCUAUGCAACCCCCAGUCCCCAGCCAGACCUCCUCAUACUCCUGCAUGCUGCCCACCAGCCCUUCGGUGAAUGGGCGGAGUUAUGAUACCUACACCCCCCCACAUAUGCAGACACACAUGAACAGUCAGCCAAUGGGCACCUCGGGCACCACUUCAACAGGACUCAUUUCCCCUGGUGUGUCAGUUCCAGUUCAAGUUCCCGGAAGUGAACCUGAUAUGUCUCAAUACUGGCCAAGAUUACAGUAAAAAAAAAAAAAAAAAAAAAAAAAAGGAAAGGAAAUAUUGUGUUAAUUCAGUCAGUGACUAUGGGGACACAACAGUUGAGCUUUCAGGAAAGAAAGAAAAAUGGCUGUUAGAGGCGCUUCAGUUCUACAACUGUGUCCUGUAUUGUACCACUGGGGAAGGAAUGGACUUGAAACGAGGACCUUUGUAUACAGAAGGCACGAUAUCAGUUGGAACAAAUCUUCAUUUUGGUAUCCAAACUUUUAUUCAUUUUGGUGUAUUAUUUGUAAAUGGGCAUUUGUAUGUUAUAAUGAAAAAAAGAACAAUGUAGACUGGAUGGAUGUUUGAUCUGUGUUGGUCAUGAAGUUGUUUUUUUUUUUUUUUAAAAAGAAAACCAUGAUCAACAAGCUUUGCCACGAAUUUAAGAGUUUUAUCAAGAUAUAUCGAAUACUUCUACCCAUCUGUUCAUAGUUUAUGGACUGAUGUUCCAAGUUUGUAUCAUUCCUUUGCAUAUAAUUAAACCUGGAACAACAUGCACUAGAUUUAUGUCAGAAAUAUCUGUUGGUUUUCCAAAGGUUGUUAACAGAUGAAGUUUAUGUGCAAAAAAGGGUAAGAUAUAAAUUCAAGGAAGAAAAAAAGUUGAUAGCUAAAAGGUAGAGUGUGUCUUCGAUAUAAUCCAAUUUGUUUUAUGUCAAAAUGUAAGUAUUUGUCUUCCCUAGAAAUCCUCAGAAUGAUUUCUAUAAUAAAGUUAAUUUCAUUUAUAUUUGACAAGAAUACUCUAUAGAUGUUUUAUACACAUUUUCAUGCAAUCAUACGUUUCUUUUUUGGCCAGCAAAAGUUAAUUGUUCUUAGAUAUAGUUGUAUUACUGUUCACGGUCCAAUCAUUUUGUGCAUCUAGAGUUCAUUCCUAAUCAAUUAAAAGUGCUUGCAAGAGUUUUAAACUUAAGUGUUUUGAAGUUGUUCACAACUACAUAUCAAAAUUAACCAUUGUUGAUUGUAAAAAACCAUGCCAAAGCCUUUGUAUUUCCUUUAUUAUACAGUUUUCUUUUUAACCUUA
This is a messenger RNA of Nomascus leucogenys (northern white-cheeked gibbon), 2968 nucleotides long. RefSeq names its product paired box 6 (gene PAX6). Lineage: Eukaryota; Metazoa; Chordata; Mammalia; Primates; Hylobatidae. Gene Ontology annotation, molecular function: DNA-binding transcription factor activity, RNA polymerase II-specific; RNA polymerase II cis-regulatory region sequence-specific DNA binding. Gene Ontology annotation, biological process: anatomical structure development; regulation of transcription by RNA polymerase II. The record is from RefSeq and is a predicted model, not a curated record.